This is a messenger RNA of Lasiosphaeria miniovina, 1641 nucleotides long. RefSeq lists its product as uncharacterized. Gene Ontology annotation, molecular function: metalloexopeptidase activity. The coding region runs from base 501 to 1613 and encodes 370 amino acids. Gene Ontology annotation, biological process: proteolysis. The record is from RefSeq and is a predicted model, not a curated record. Lineage: Eukaryota; Fungi; Ascomycota; Sordariomycetes; Sordariales; Lasiosphaeriaceae. The transcript has 6 exons.
AAGCUUCUAGAAGCCAGGGGAGGGGCGGAUCGACGCCAUCACUACCGGAGCUAGCCCGUUGCGGCAGUUGGCCGAGAAGCUGCCCAUCGGGCGGUUGCAUCUCAACGUCCAAGUCGAGCGACUCAGGCGGCUUCUGUGCCCGCGCCGAUAAGCAAGCGCACGCAACCUCUUGGCGCGCGACAACGAGGCCACUCCGGUACCAGUACCUGCCCGAUCCAGGGCCCGCCGUGCGCCUGUGCAGUGAGCCUCCUGCUGCUUUUGGAAACACGCGCCUGGGCAUCGUCAGUGAUUCGACUGCCUACCUGGCGGCAACUAGGGAAUCAACCCUCUCAGUCUUUCUGCUUGCGAAGCGAGCAGCUGAAAGCGAGCGGAAAGAUGGGUAAAAAAGCUGGGCAUCAUGAACACCAAUACGAUAUUUAAGGGCCUGCCCAAGAUGGCCGUGUCCUCUUGGUCUGCUCAGCUUUAUUGUCCCCCUCAAGGCCCAAACAAGAUAGAACAAGAUGCGCAUUCAAGCAUUGGUUGCCUCGCUGGCCAGCUCGGCCUGUCUGGUUGCCGCCGUGCCUGCCACUGGAAAAGCGGCUGGCCUGCGGCUCAUCAAGACGUCCCCGACUUCGCCGGGCAAGUGGGUUACCGACGAGGAUAAAAUCUCAAAGUACACGGCCAAGGGCAUCAACUUUGUCGACAUUACCGACAUCACGGACAAUGAAGUGCUGUCUUCCCUCUCCACCCCUGACACGGGAGAGCCGGCCUUUUCGAUCCAGGCCGUCACCUACCCGACGAGCGUGAGCCACCAGACGGUGGCCAACCCGCUGAUUGCUCAGGUUUCUACCACCCAACCGAAGAGCUGGCUCACGACUCUCACCAACUUCUACAACCGCUACUACAAGAGCACCUACGGAACGCAGGCCGGAACAUGGUUGUUGAGCACAGUGACGAGCGUCGCGUCGGCGAACCCGGCCAUCACUGUGUCCCAGUUCACCCACUCCGCCUUCAACCAACCGUCCAUCAUUGCCAAGAUCCCCGGCAACACCACGAACAUCGUGGUCGUGUCAGCACACUACGACUCGACAGGCGGCUCAUCGACAGCCCGCGGGCCAGGGGCCGACGACAACGGGUCGGGUGUGGUGGUGAUCCUCGAGGCGCUGCGGGUUCUGGCCAACGCCAAGUUCAAGGGCAAAGACUCGCUCGAGUUCCAUUUCUACGCGGGCGAGGAGGGCGGCCUGCUGGGCUCGGCGGCCGUUUGGGCCAACUACAAGGCCGCCGCCAAGUCCGUGUACGCCGUCGUCAACCAGGACAUGGCCGGCUACUCGCCCAGCGGCAAGAUCUCCAUCUAUACCGACUACGUCGACUCGGCCCUGACCGCGUACACUCGCAUUGUGGCGUCCGCGUAUACCGGCACCACGACCAGCGACGCCUGCGGCUACGGCUGCUCUGAUCACGCCUCGGCGCGGUCGAAUGGUUUCCCUGCGGCCUACGUCUGCGAUGAAGUCAUGAGCACCUCGGACCCGUACAUCCACUCCUCGAGCGACGCAUACUCAACCAUCAUGUGGGACGCGGUGCUCCGGCACGCCAAGUUCACCGUCGCGUUCCUUGUCGAGGCGUCGUACCUGUGAGGGGCAUGGGGAUGUGACGGGGUGGGAG